Molecule: messenger RNA, 1062 nt
Organism: Melanaphis sacchari
Lineage: Eukaryota; Metazoa; Arthropoda; Insecta; Hemiptera; Aphididae
Product: lachesin-like
Exons: 6
Coding region: 48-1025 (325 amino acids)
Cellular component (GO): neuron projection
Source: RefSeq, a predicted model, not a curated record
UAAGUUUAUUAAUAUAGUUACAUCAAUAACAUUACUGUUAUUCCAAAAUGAAGUACAUCUAUGGAGUACUAUUUUUACUAUGUAUCAAGCUCGCUUAUUCUCAAAGAACGCCAAUUAUAACACAUAUUACACAAAAACUUAUAAAAGAUAUUGGCGAUACAGUAGAAUUAGCAUGUACAACCUUUAAUACCAAGGGUUUCAAUGUUUUAUGGGUUAAAGUUAUCCAAGAACCUAUUAUAUUUUCAUUUGGAAGUACACUUAUUGUAAAUGAUCCAAGAAUAUCAUUGAUACAAGAUAUAGAUAGCAAUCAAUAUAUAUUAAAGAUAGAUUAUAUUCAGGAAACCGAUGCCAGUAUCUAUCGCUGUGAUGUGGUAAUUGGGAUUAACAACAAAAUAUCUGCUUAUACUGAAUUAAUAGUGCGUAAAAGGCCAUUUAUAUAUAAAAACUCAACCAGAUCAUUAGUUGUAAUAGAAGGUCAAUCAGUGCAACUUGAAUGUUAUGCUGGUGGGUAUCCUAGACCAAGAAUUUCUUGGAGACGAGCAAACAAUGCAAUUUUAUCUAUAGGUGGAUCAAUGUAUAGAGGUAAUGUUUUGAAAAUUCCGGCUAUAACAAAAGAAGAUCGUGGAACCUAUUACUGUAUAGCUGAAAAUGGUUUUGGAAAAGGUGCCAGACAUAAUAUUGCCAUAGAGGUAAAAUUUGCUCCAGUUAUAACUGCUUUACAAACUAGUUUGGGACAAGCUGUACAUUUUGACAUAGAUCUUAAAUGCCGUGUUGAGGCAUAUCCUCCACCAGCUAUUGUUUGGUUAAAAAAUGGAGUAGAAUUAUUCAAUAAUCAUCAUUACAGUAUAUCAUUAACUGCUACUACUUACGAAAUAACAGACACUACUCUACAAAUUAUCACAAUUGAAAACCAUCAAUAUGGUGAUUACAUCUGCAAAGCAUCAAAUAUAUUAGGAACUACUGAAAUAACAAUUACUGUUUAUGAAACACUAUUACCAGAAUGUCCUCCUGUCUGUGAUGAUUAAACAUUAUUAUACUUAAUUGUCCAAGCAAACUGCUGUU